Sesamum indicum (sesame) is the source of this 2095-nucleotide messenger RNA. RefSeq names its product cell division cycle 20.2, cofactor of APC complex. Gene Ontology annotation, cellular component: anaphase-promoting complex. NCBI's taxonomy places the organism in Eukaryota, Viridiplantae, Streptophyta, Magnoliopsida, Lamiales, Pedaliaceae. Gene Ontology annotation, biological process: positive regulation of anaphase-promoting complex-dependent catabolic process; positive regulation of ubiquitin protein ligase activity; anaphase-promoting complex-dependent catabolic process. The record is from RefSeq and is a predicted model, not a curated record. Gene Ontology annotation, molecular function: ubiquitin ligase activator activity; protein binding; anaphase-promoting complex binding.
UACCCCUUAAUUCAACUGCUCUCCAUAAAUCAACAUACAAUCAUCUCAUCUCUUCUCUCUCUCGCUCUCUAAUUCUUGCUCUCGCAUUUCGUCAUUUUAAUUACUCGUUUGAAUUGUUUGUUUAGUUCAAUUUAAUUCAAUCUUCAGUUGUUUCUUUGACCUGAUUCUUUAUUUUGCAGGGAGCUUUAUUUUCACUCUCCGUCGAACACACACAAUCACACAGUAGCAUAUAUCUCAUACGUAUAUUACUUUAUCUUUGCUUGUGUUUGUGUUGUUCUCUUUUUUGCUAACGUGAUGGAAACAGGAAUUAUAAACUCAUCUGCAUCUUCGAACAAGACCCAGUCCCGAUGUCCACUUCAAGAACAGCUUCUGCAAAGAAGGAAUUCACGGGAAAACUUGGAUCGAUUCAUACCUAACAGAUCAGCAAUGGACUUCGACUACGCACAUUACAUGCUUACAGAAGGUAAGAAAGGUAAGGAAAAUCCAGCUGUGAGCUCUUCUCCAUCCAGGGAUGCGUACAGGAAGCAGCUUGCCGAGACCUUCAACAUGAACAGGACUCGAAUUCUAGCUUUCAAGAAUAAGCCACCAACCCCCAUGGAGUCUAUUCCUAAUGAAUUCUCAUUGGCUGCUCACCAAGUCAAACCAGCCAAACCGCGUCGACACAUUCCCCAGACUUCAGAGAGGACAUUAGAUGCCCCGGACCUUAUGGAUGACUACUAUUUGAAUUUACUAGAUUGGGGCAGUAGCAAUGUACUUUCAAUUGCCCUUGGAAACACAGUAUAUCUGUGGGAUGCUUCUGACGGGACUACCUCAGAACUUGUUACUAUUGAUGAAGAAAUUGGUCCAGUAACCAGUGUGAAAUGGGCUCCUGAUGGAAGGCAUAUUGCUGUUGGUCUGAACAACUCUGAGGUCCAGCUAUGGGACACCACAGCUAAUAGACUGCUGAGGACUUUGAGAGGUGGCCACACAUCACGAGUUAGUGCUCUGGACUGGAACAAUCACAUUUUGACUACAGGAGGAAUGGAUGGUCAGAUCAUUAACAAUGAUGUUAGAGUGAGGGCGCACAUUGUUGAAACUUAUCGAGGUCAUCAACAAGAAGUCUGUGGACUUAAAUGGGCAGCCUCGGGCCAGCAGUUGGCCAGUGGUGGAAAUGAUAAUCUCCUUCACAUAUGGGACAGAUCCAUGGCUUCAUCAAAUGCCCCGACGCAGUGGCUUCACAGGCUUGAGGACCAUACGGCUGCUGUUAAAGCACUUGCAUGGUGUCCCUUCCAGGGCAACUUAUUGGCCUCUGGUGGAGGUGGCGGAGACAGGUGCAUAAAGUUCUGGAACACACACACCGGUGCGUGCUUGAACUCAGUAGACACUGGCUCUCAGGUGUGUGCUCUUCUUUGGAACAAAAAUGAGCGUGAGCUGCUCAGCUCCCACGGUUUUACUCAGAAUCAGCUCACUCUCUGGAAGUACCCUUCAAUGGUAAAGAUAGCAGAACUCACUGGUCAUACAUCUAGAGUUCUUUUUAUGGCUCAGAGUCCAGAUGGAUGCACGGUUGCAUCUGCAGCUGGGGAUGAAACUCUUCGAUUCUGGAAUGUUUUUGGGACACCUGAAGUGGCUAAGCCUGCGCCAAAAAUGAGCGCAGAGCCAUUUGCUCAUUUGAAUCGCAUUAGAUAAGUGGCAAUGGAUUGGUGUGUAUAUUCCAAAGUGAGAAGGACCUCGGGGACUGCUUGCCAUGCAUCGAUAACUGUCUAUUCCUCAAGCAAUCAAGGAAGUUGUCCGGAAGAAGGAUAGCCGAACACCACCAACGCUAUAUGAUUACUAUUUUCAGUUUGUCCUCUUCAUGUAAAGUUGGACAUCUUCUUAAAUUGCUUCUGGAUAGACGAUAUUUACACUGUAAAUUUGUACGACCAAACCAUUGUUUGUCGACAGGUUACUUUGCAAUUAAUAUUGCUGCCAAGUCACCUAUGGUGAUACCUUAAAAUCAUAUCAAUUUUGCUUCCUGCUGUGCGGCCUAGCACAGUUUGCCUUGUCAGAAGAUAUUUCCGAACUGUGGAAUUUUGCAAACAGGGGUUUUAUCUCCUUCAAUAAAAGAAAGUCUACCAAA